This is a messenger RNA of Marmota monax (woodchuck), 893 nucleotides long. It is a transcript of the gene Msra, whose product is annotated as methionine sulfoxide reductase A. Gene Ontology annotation, cellular component: cytoplasm. The record is from RefSeq and is a predicted model, not a curated record. NCBI's taxonomy places the organism in Eukaryota, Metazoa, Chordata, Mammalia, Rodentia, Sciuridae. Gene Ontology annotation, molecular function: peptide-methionine (S)-S-oxide reductase activity. Gene Ontology annotation, biological process: cellular response to oxidative stress.
GCAUGCGCCAAGGCCACGACCAUGGCACCCAGUACCGCUCGGCAAUCUACCCGUCCUCUGCUGCGCAGAUGGAGGCAGCCCUGAGGUCCAAGGAGGACUAUCAGAAGGUUCUUUCAAAGCAUGGCUUCAACCAGAUCACCACUGACAUCCGGGAGGGACAGACUUUCUACUAUGCGGAAGACUACCACCAGCAGUACCUAAGCAAGAACCCAAAUGGCUACUGUGGCCUUGGGGGCACCGGCGUUUCCUGUCCAUUGGGUAUUAACAAGUGAUUUCUCCCUUCCUGGUGGAUCCCAGGGGUUCCAACAAAAAUCCCUUCACUGAAUGGGGUCAUGCCUCUGUGAUUCACAUUAGUGGCUUUCUGAAGUGCACGUAGCGUAGUGCAAAAGCAUUGUACCCCAAUCCAGUUUUUAAUUAAGGUUUAAUUCACAGGAUGUGAAAUGGCAAGUUGAUAAAACAUAAUUUGUCCAGGAAGUUAGGGUGGAAGUAAGUUAUCUGUGAGAUUUUCUGGGUCGUUUGGGAUCUCAGUGGAGAUGAUGAACACCCUCAGACCCUGUGUCCACCCUUUCUGAGCACCUGCCAUGGGAGACAAGGGGUGAAGCUGGGAGAUAGCUGGACAGGGCUCAGGGAGCUGGGAAUCCUUGAUCUGUGUCUGUGACUCCUCACACGCCCUCCUGUCCCCCAGUGCCUUACAGUUUGCAAACAUUUACAGCCUCAAUAGCUCACUCCUGAAAUGCUUUCCUCUGCAGAACCAAGACAUGUACAGGAGGCCUUCUCUCACUCCUCAGCUGUCUUUGUGCAGAGAAAGAUGUGCGUUAGCUUGAUGAGCUUAAUGCUUUGCUUACAGCUAUGAGAAACGCCUGUUCUAAUAAAAAUCUACAAGUUCACCGACA